AUGCCUCGGGCAAAAUGGACCAAACAGUCCAGCGAACGAUACUGGCGACAGCGUCCGUCACGUCUGAUUUUACGCAGUACAAACCUACGUCAGCUGAAUGACACGAGAGCUGGACGCCGCGAUGAACGUUUACGUAAGCGUGCAACACGAAAAGAAGAAUUUCUGAGAGCGUUUAGAACCCCGAGUCACGCAAGGAGGACGAAAUCUGUAUUUACAGAGCUGGCCGAUGACCUACGAUUCUGGGCGGAACACAUGAGUUGGGCCUACUGUAGACGAUGUGGAUCUCUCCAGUCGAAGAAGCUUCUGCCGGGCUACUGGAAGCGUCCGAAGCCCACCACUUGUAGCUCAUACAGCUGCACCAGUAACCGAUACAAGGUACCACAUCCCAGCAAAGUCCCACCUGCUCUGCAGAAUCUCACAAUGGACGACAUUUAUGCUCUCCGUCCUUUUCGCGCAUUCUCUGGCCGAUACAAUCGCAUGAUGUUCGGCUAUAGAGUGCGCGAAGAGCCCUUUAAAAUCAAAUGGGCGCAGCAAGACGUUGAGACGAAAAUAGCAAACAUCAGGGAUCCUGUGUCCAGGAGACGCACCCGAGCUGCUUUUGAUUACCUGAUGAAGAAGACAGAUUGCUCAUAUAAGAAGUUUAUUCACAUGCACCGAAGUCACGUGCGCGAGCCGUGGAUAUUCGAAUUGUUCUCACAUGAAUACUUCCACGGAGUUGAGGCAGCGCUAUGGCCACACUUGUACUAUGAGAAUAACCUCUGUGAGUCUUUCCUGGAGGGCCAAGAAAGUCGCAAAGGGGCAAGGUUUCCUUUAUGA
Molecule: messenger RNA, 816 nt
Organism: Porites evermanni
Lineage: Eukaryota; Metazoa; Cnidaria; Anthozoa; Scleractinia; Poritidae
Source: the annotation of a GenBank genome assembly